Molecule: messenger RNA, 699 nt
Organism: Diutina rugosa
Lineage: Eukaryota; Fungi; Ascomycota; Pichiomycetes; Serinales; Debaryomycetaceae
Gene: TFS1
Product: Tfs1p
Exons: 1
Coding region: 1-699 (232 amino acids)
Biological process (GO): regulation of proteolysis; regulation of Ras protein signal transduction
Molecular function (GO): peptidase inhibitor activity; phospholipid binding
Source: RefSeq, a predicted model, not a curated record
AUGCUUAGUCGCUGUCUCCGGCCGGCGCUUGGUCCGUGGAGGACAUUCGCCCCCAGCGUGGCGCUGCGGAGCCUCAUCACCAUCUCCCAGCUGCUCAACGAAAGCUACACCACCCACAAGAUCGUCCCCGACGUCGUCGACGAGUUCGACACUCAGGGGUUGCUUUCCGUCGACUACGACAACGGCAACCGCGUGACGUUGGGCAACGAGCUUGCCGUCGACGCCACCCAGAACACGCCCCGGGUGCUGUUUACCCUCAACAGUCCCAACCAGGACGGCACGACGGAGCUGUUUGAGCCCGAAGAUAAGUUUAUGGUGGUGCUCACUGACCCCGACGCCCCGUCAAACCACGACCAUAAGUGGCUGGAAUACUGCCACUGGAUAGCCACCGACAUCCCAUUGAGCCCGCCCGCAAAUAAGGAGGACGUCAUCCACACCCUCGACAUCGCCAACGCCACCCAGCUUGUCCCCUACGAGGGCCCGGCGCCCCCGCCCAGCACCGGCAAGCACCGCUACGUGUUCUUACUCUACAAACAAGCGCAAGCCGCCAAGCUCCACCCGCCCAAGGAUAGACCGACGUGGGGCACCGGCGUCGCCGGCCUGGGGGUGCGGGACUGGAUCAAUAAGUACGGGGCGGGCUCCAAGUUGCUUGGCGUCAACUUUUUCUACGCCAAAAACCCCGUCCAGGAGGAAUCAUAG